AUGUAUAUCCCAGACGAAGAGAUCUAUAACCCGUGCCCGCGUCCGAAUCCCGCAAAAAGUCGGAUUAAACCUGAAGACCUUCCGAAAUGUUACACGGAAAAGACGCUUCCUGAAGAAUACCGUUUCAACGUCCGACGUUGGAGGCUUGAGCCUGGAUACAUCAAACCCCGGAAGUUAUUCUACGGGUUUGGUCUGGAUAUACAAGAUUUUAUCGACUACCACCAAAGACAUCAACUCCCUCGACCACCGCCAAUGGACAACCGAGCGAGCUUGUGGCACUACAUCAUGGACGACGUUAUGGAGGACUUGAGUGCUCAUUGUCGCUUCAAGCUCCAGCGUAUACUACCUUUGUCACCAAAGUAUGACUACACGAUUGCGCUCUAUAAUUCCCACCACAUUAGCGUCACAGAGCUGGAGGACGAUGAAGAGGAAGAUGUUAUUCGGAUUAUCAAGGAAAGAUUCGGUGAAUACCUUGCCGCACAGAGGCCGCAGUGGUUUUUCCUCCUUAUAGAUUCAAUCCACUGA
Lentinula edodes (shiitake mushroom) is the source of this 525-nucleotide messenger RNA. RefSeq lists its product as uncharacterized. Bases 1 to 525 code for a protein of 174 amino acids. Lineage: Eukaryota; Fungi; Basidiomycota; Agaricomycetes; Agaricales; Omphalotaceae. The transcript is spliced from 2 exons. The record is from RefSeq and is a predicted model, not a curated record.